Messenger RNA from Physeter macrocephalus (sperm whale), 421 nucleotides. It is a transcript of the gene FAM240B, whose product is annotated as family with sequence similarity 240 member B. The record is from RefSeq and is a predicted model, not a curated record. The coding region runs from base 1 to 237 and encodes 78 amino acids. Lineage: Eukaryota; Metazoa; Chordata; Mammalia; Artiodactyla; Physeteridae. The transcript has 2 exons.
AUGAACAAUCAAUACAUACGUCGAGAAGUCUUCUGCUGUGAAACUUGUCAUGAGCUCAAAAGCUUCUGGGAGAAAGAAAUUAGCAAACAGACUGGUUACCGGGAACUGGAGGAAGAUCGUCAGGGAAGGAGUGCCCUGAGAAAGCUCAGAGAAGAAUGGAAGCAGAGACUGGAGAAAAGGCUGGGGAUGUUGGACAAUCCUGAUGGGAAGGAAAAGCAGGCAAACACUGUGGGCUGAGAGCUUCCUGCCUCAUCCACUUCAAAGAUAACAAGCCACCAAGGGCACUUUUCUAAGAGGAAAAACUAGCACCCAAAUUAUGUUGACUUCCUAAGCAGGACACUCUCUAUUUGCUCUCCCGUUUGUGAGGGGAUUUACAUGUGAAACCUCCCCCAUUGCUAAUGGGAGUCUUUAUCCAACUCAA